AUGGAUUUUUUGUCAAGUUAUCGUGUUCCACUUAUCUCUUGUCUGAUCUUCGUUAUCGUCGCUGCAUUUUUGGCAGUAGCUCACGCCGGUAUCAUCAGCACUCCCGCUGGAACCGUCGUUUCUCGACCAACUAUAAUCGAAUCAGAACCUUUUGACCAUCAUCCCCAGUACAGUUAUAGCUACGCCGUUGCUGACGGAUGGACCGGUGACAACAAGGCCCAGCAUGAAACACGCAACGGAGACCUAGUUCAAGGAGCUUACAGCCUGGUAGAACCCGAUGGUUCCCGACGCACUGUUUCCUACGCAGCUGAUGCCGUCAACGGUUUCAACGCUGUUGUUCAGAAGAACCAUAAUGUAAAUGUAAACAGCCAACACACUGUCGCUUCUUCAGUCACUCCUGUAAGAAAUGUCGUUAGCGAACCGCGAUCAUGGAACCAUGGCUGGUCCCAUGACCAUGGCCAUGGCCAUAACCAUGGACAUGGACAUGGACAUGGAUAUGGACCCGCGGCUGUUGUCGCUACUGCCAAUGCUAAUGUAUACCGUCACCACUCGAAUUUGGCUACUUCACCGUACAUCGCAUCUAAUCUCGUGGAAGUUGGCGCCGCAGCAGGUGCCUCUGCCGCUACCGGGUCGCUCUAUGAUCCCCAACGUCGGUUCUGGAUGUAG
Molecule: messenger RNA, 666 nt
Organism: Cotesia congregata
Lineage: Eukaryota; Metazoa; Arthropoda; Insecta; Hymenoptera; Braconidae
Source: the annotation of a GenBank genome assembly